Lotus japonicus is the source of this 1352-nucleotide messenger RNA. Its product is annotated as vacuolar protein sorting-associated protein 32 homolog 2. NCBI's taxonomy places the organism in Eukaryota, Viridiplantae, Streptophyta, Magnoliopsida, Fabales, Fabaceae. The transcript has 8 exons. Bases 299 to 955 code for a protein of 218 amino acids. The record is from RefSeq and is a predicted model, not a curated record. Gene Ontology annotation, cellular component: ESCRT III complex; multivesicular body; cytoplasmic side of plasma membrane. Gene Ontology annotation, biological process: vesicle budding from membrane; late endosome to vacuole transport via multivesicular body sorting pathway.
UCACAAUCUUAGCUGAUGAAGGGACCCACAUAGUUGCGCGCCACGUGGAGGCAUCUUCCGUUCACUUUCUUCUCAUUUUGUUGUUGUUUCCUACGCGGUAAAGUCUCUAUCAUCUUCUCCCUCGCUAAUCGCAAUCGCAAUCGCAAUCGCAAUCGCAGAUCUCUCAUCUCAACCCUUUCUCCGAUCCAAACCCUAAUUAUUCAACAGGGAAGAUCGGUUGGUCAUCACCGAUUGACCUUGUACCUUCAAUUUUCAUCUCAGAAAGGGGUUUUCACUCAUCAUCUAAUAAUAACCAAUCAUGUUUACUCGAAUUUUCGGUAAACCUAAGCAGGAAGCCAACGCUCUCACCACCUUGGACAAGUUGAAUGAGACACUUGAAAUGCUCGAGAAAAAGGAGAAAGUUCUCCUCAAAAAAGCUUCUGCAGAAGUUGAAAAAGCCAAAGAGUUCACUAGGGCAAAGAAUAAAAGGGCGGCGAUACAAUGUUUGAAGAGGAAGAGGCUAUAUGAGCAACAAAUAGAGCAGCUUGGAAACUUCCAGUUGCGUAUUCAUGACCAGAUGAUUAUGUUGGAAGGUGCCAAGGCAACUACAGAAACUGUUGACGCGUUGAGAACUGGAGCAUCUGCUAUGAAGGCUAUGCAGAAAGCAACGAAUAUUGAUGAUGUUGACAAGACCAUGGAUGAGAUCAAUGAACAAACUGAAAACAUGAAACAGAUUCAGGAAGCAUUGUCAGCUCCAAUCGGUGCAGCGGCUGACUUUGACGAGGAUGAGUUGGAAGCAGAACUUGAAGAACUGGAGGGUGCUGAGUUGGAAGAACAGCUUCUUCAGCCUGCAACUACAGCUCCAGCUGCUCCAGUGCACGCCCCAGCUGGCCGACAGCCUACUCGCCCUGUGACUACAAAGCCUACUCCCGAGGAAGAUGAAUUGGCAGCUUUGCAGGCUGAGAUGGCACUUUGAGCAGCCAGAAUUUUGCAUUUGCAGGCAUUGAUGUGCAUGUUACGUUGCCCCUAUAAAGAUUUGUAACCAGUGACAUGGAGAAUUCAGCCCCCUCUCACGCUCUGCUUAUCUUUGUGAAAUUAUUGAAAGAGCAGAUGAUGAUGUAUAUAAAGUUGAUUAAAAAGUUAAUAGCCCUUCAAAACUUGUACUUUGUCACCUCUUCAUUUUAGACGUCCCGUUUCUUUCUGAAAGUUUAAAACCCAGCUUUGUACAAUUGUGCGUAGUCGAGUAUCGACGCAUAUGGUUUCUUUUUAUAUUCCUUGAGAACCUAGUCGAAUUUAAAAUUAUUCAUCAGACUGAUCGAUGUAUAUCUUAAAUUAUGCUAUAACAGAAUAAAUAUGAUAAAAGAAAUUGUCGA